AUGUCCGUGGAAUUCAGUUCAUUGGCUGCUCCGACCACCAGUCUGCAUGAUGGCGCCGGUGAUUAUGCAGGCUGCGAUUGGAGAGUCCCAUCCCAUCCGUAUUGCACCAGAUGGGGGGUGUUGAGGAUGGCCAACUCAUGGAAAACAAAUAAUCAGACGAUCAUUUUCCAGACAAAAGCCGAUCAAAACUUGGCCAGACCGCCGGCCCCAGUGAGUGUCCACCCCAGCAGGGAGCGUGUGGAUAAGGCAAGGUCGCUUGCUCAUCACUCCCCCAACUGGUUCCUGCAAAGCAACGCCUGUCCGGCUGUCCUUCAAGUACGGCCUGCUUCCCCGUCUUGCUUCUUUCUUUCUUCCUUCUUCUCUCUCACAUUCCAUUGCUUUAUCUCUGGUGCCUAA
Aspergillus niger is the source of this 396-nucleotide messenger RNA. RefSeq lists its product as hypothetical. The record is from RefSeq and is a predicted model, not a curated record. The transcript is spliced from 3 exons. The coding region runs from base 1 to 396 and encodes 131 amino acids. NCBI's taxonomy places the organism in Eukaryota, Fungi, Ascomycota, Eurotiomycetes, Eurotiales, Aspergillaceae.